This is a messenger RNA of Plectropomus leopardus (leopard coralgrouper), 5250 nucleotides long. It is a transcript of the gene anln2, whose product is annotated as anillin, actin binding protein 2. Gene Ontology annotation, biological process: mitotic cytokinesis; septin ring organization; actomyosin contractile ring assembly. Gene Ontology annotation, cellular component: actomyosin contractile ring. Lineage: Eukaryota; Metazoa; Chordata; Actinopteri; Perciformes; Serranidae. The record is from RefSeq and is a predicted model, not a curated record.
GAGGAGGAGACUGAAAGCUUAUAACAACAAGAAGGUUGUUUCUUGUUUUUCUGUCAGUUGACGCUGACUUGUUUCAUACAGACUGUAGUUUCAUUCAGACUUCUUUUCAGUAUGGAAGCUGGUGAGGAAAAUGGUGGCAACUUCAGCCUGAAAAGACAGAGAGCACCUCUGUCAGAUUCUGAAGACAAUGUCCUCUCACAAUCAGAGAUGAGUGAUGGCCAGAAGCGUCGGCGUUUGGAGGCAGCUGGUCAGGAAAACCGCAGUCCUAAACCAUCGUCCUCUGGACGCCACGCUGAGCUAGAGACAAAGCCAGACACACCGAUGGUUCCCUCAGUCCGGUCCCGAGUCCAGCAACUCACCCAGAGGCGAGAGGGGGCAGCUCCGCUGGCCCAGCGCUGUCUGUCAGAUCCCGGGGCUGACAGCCCAUCAGUCAUCAUCCUCAAAAAGGGCUUCAGAGAGCAUCUUCUUGGUGAGGGAGAAUUUAAUCAGCGAAUGGAGCGUUUUAAGGUACCAGUCUUCCAGGCUAGCCCCAACCCCACACCGAGCCCUGCCAACCCCUCCCCGCGGAGCUGCUCCAACUUUGUGUCUGCCAUCCAGCAGAAACUCCACGGGACUACAGCUCCCAGCUCCAAGCUGGCUUCUCGCAUACGCCAGGAACGCGAAGAGGAGUUGAGCCAGUUGCCUUUCCAACCAAUCAGUGAGAAUGCCUGGUUGAAAAGGAGCAGCUCGGAUCCCUCAUUACCUCAGCAGCGAUGGACCCCUCCUGGCCCUGCAUCUUUCUCUUCCUGGGUUCCUAGAUGUAGAGGGAGAUUUCAUUGGCCUCCUAUGCAUCCCUGGGAUAAGGUGGAUGGUGAUACUGACCUGAAUGAUGGCAGUUUUGAAGCCCCUACAUCAGGUGCAGAGAAGCAAUCUUCAGAUGGAGCAGGUCAAAGGGCACCCGGUGACUCUGCAGCUCCUGAUGCUUCUGCAGAGCUGUGCAUGGAGCACAAAGCUUCAGCUGGAAAUGACGACAAGCAGCUAGGGACCCAAAAACCACAGACACAAACUGUCUUGAAGUUGUCUUUUAGUGAGGAUCAGAGUUUCUCCAAGGUGUCUCUUGGUGAGGACCAUAAUGUGUCAGAGUUGCCAACAGGUGAAGAGCAAAGCUUGCUAGAAUCAACUCAUUUAGAGGAGUCGAACAUGAAGGGAACAGCUGAGGUUUCCACCUUCACUGAACAGGGUGUGUCUGAGGUGUUUUUAUUUGAAGAAACUGACGGCUCUUUAUACAGCGAGGAGGGGAUUGAGCCUUCAACAGAUGAGGAGUCAAGGUCGUGGAGAUAUCCUCAAGACAAGGUGUGCGAGGAAGAGUCUGUCAUAGUUGCAGAUCAGGGGGGAGAUUUGUGUGUAAAAGAGGAGGAGAGGGAGUUAGAAUCAUCCAGGGUGGAAAAACAGAAAAGAGGCAGUUGUGCAGAUCACAGUGAAACCAGCGGUGAAUGUUAUUUGGGUAAUGUAUCUGCUGAGAUUGCCGGCUCUGAAACGCAGGGAGAUGAGAAAGCUCAGGAAGACGAGGGUGAGUUAGACAGCUGUUUAGAUUACUCGGUUAAAGACCAAUCUGAUUUAAACAAAGAUCAAGGGAAAAUGGAGUCCUGUGAAGGAUUUUAUGAGGGAGCAGUUACAGAAGAUAUUUAUAUUUUUGCAACAAAACAAGACCAGAAAGACACAGGAGGAUGCAGUUAUAAUGAUGAUAUGUGUCAACAGUCAAACGCUGUCAAUACGAAAAAAGUAGACAUGGAUCUAGAGUCAGACAGAAGAAGCCCAAAUAGCAGACCGAAACAAACAGAUUCAUCUCCUUCUGCAAAUGUUGCUCAGGAUCUGAAAGAAACUCAGACAGAGCUCACGGAGCUUGAAAUGACAGUUGAAGAAAAAGCUGAGGUAGAGUCUCAAGCUGAAUCAUCAGACACUGAAGCUCAGAGUUUGACAGACAUACAGUUGUCAGAUGAUUUGGAGAUAGAAAAAAUGGAGCAGGAUCCAGUAGAUGAAAGGAAAGGCGUUGUAGGUGGGCUGGCAGAAGAAACUUGCAAGGCAGAGGGAGGAGAGGGCUUAAAGAAAGUCACCUUUAUUCUGGAGCCUGAGCUAAUCAAUGACCCAACCCUGCCUGAGGACAAUACCUCCACGGAGUCCAGGGCAGAGACAAGUAUGUCAGAUGCUGAGCUGAACUCCCAUGAUGAGACCAACACAGCUGAGAUAAUUGACCAGAUGUUCGAGGAGGUGCUGGAAUAUGCUGGAAGGAUCGAGGAGGAGAGGGGGGAUGAUGAAGACACGGAGGACCGUGACAGUGGCAUUGGCGUUUGCUCUGGAGACAAAGAAAAGAUGGACACUGAGUCAGAGAAGGAGAAAAGUGAAGAAGAGGGGGAGUCCAAAGAAGAAGGGAGCGAUGAGAGCAAGAUGCUUGAAAGCAACAGAGACGAGCUGCUGACUUUUCCCUCCAGCGGCAUCCUUUCGCCGCUCAGCAAGUCUGUCGAGGCUGUGGUCACCCCUCUGCGACUGGAAGUCAGCCAGGAGUCCAACCCUCCUUCUCUGCUCUUGACUCCAGAGGAGACCGACACUCCUCUAACUGAAUCUGCUCCUCUGUACAGUAUUGAUGCCUACCGCACACAAAGACAGAGAAAGCCUCCCACCAUUCAGAGUGUCACUCCUGGGGUUCAGAGACGAGCUCCAGAGAAGUCCAAACCUCAGCCAUCUGUCAACACUAAGGAGAAAAUCACGGCUCUUAAUGAAGAAGCAGGGAAGCUUCAGACUGUGAUCAGCCAGACCCUGCAGGCUCUGAGCUGCUGUACUGACGAGGAGCACGGACGAGGCUCGCUGGAGGAGGCUGAAGCAGAGAAACUUCUCUUGGUCUCCUGUGAGAAACGCUCUGCUCUGCUGGCAGAAGUGGCCAGACUGAGGGAGGAGAGGAGCUCAGAGUCAGGAGAGGCUGGAGGAGAGGACAGGGAAUUUGUCUCCCAGCAGGCCUGCAGAGGGACUGUCAGCAUCACAAACAUCCAGCUGCCUCUCAAGGUGGAGUUUGUCUGCUCCUCACACAACCGCACAGGGCGGCCAAGUCACUACUUUUUCGUCCUGAUCCGCUACGGGCCCUGCAAUAUCGUCGCCACCCCGCUGGCCACGGCUGCUGAUGCUCAGAAUGGAGACACCAUCUCCUUCCCUACUUCUGUGACUCUGAAGGAUAUCCGCUCAUCCUUUGAGAUUGACGUGGAAGUCUACAGCCUGUCCCACACUUCAGGAAGUAACUGCAGCAUGGACCGGAUCACCUCAAAGUCCAGGGUUACGCCAAGAAAGCUUCUGAACACUAUCACCAGAUCCAGUCACAGUCUGACAUCUGCUGCUCCUCCUGGUCUCAACACUCGUCGCUCCAGCAACUUCUGUUUGGUGGGCUCCCAUAAGAUCACCUUGGCCUCGCUGGGACACAGCAAGUUCCCUCUGGAUAAGAUGAAACUUGAAGGCAAAAUCAGGAGGCUGCUGGGAGAUGAAUUUCAGGAAAAGGUGCCUUUUCUCUCUCCUCUAGAGGGCAACAUCUACCUGCAUCUGGACAGCGAGAGUCACUCUAACGUCCAGCACCAAGGCUUCCUGACAAUGUUUGAGCUGAUCAGUGGAUACGGGGUGUGGCAUCGCCGAUAUUUUGUUCUGGAGGAGUGCAACAUGCACUACUGGAACCACCCCAACGACAAAGAAACAAAGGAAGCAGAGGGCAGCAUCUCUCUGUCCAGCUCCCACAGUCGAUGUGUCCGCCCUGUAAAGAGGGACUCGUGUGCUCGACCUUUCACCUUUGAGCUGGUGAGCAACAUCCCAAAGCAGCAGGACGCCAGCCAGGAUGCCUUGGCCAAGUGUUGGUUUUCAGCCGACACCAAACAGGAAAGAUUGGACUGGAUGGAGAAACUCAAUCAAGCUCUUUUGGACUUUCAUACUUGGAACCGAACAUCAGCGGCCCAAACAGAGAGUCAGCAGUCAAACUCGUCCAGCGGUGGAAACCUGAGGGAGAGCAUACUGUAACUACAUCACUCAGCCAACAAACCCACGCAGAUGUAAUUCUGUUAUAGUUUCUGCUGCCUGAGAUCCAUGAAAACACUGUGGGAGCAGCUUUAAUGUUGCGUAUAGACGAGCUGACGUCAGGGUUUAGAUCUGUAAUGUCAGAGCGGCGGUUGAAAAUUCACAGUAGAAAUCAAAACUGGCAAUUUUCAAAUGAGGCAAAACAAUAUGUAUCUCACAGAUUUUUCUUUUUUGGGGAGAUUAUUUGAUUUCCGUGCUAUUGUUGAUUUCUUUUAAUCUGAAUCCAAUCAUUACUGUUGGUUUUCACUUUUAUUUGUUACCGUUGCCAUAUUUUUAGUUUUUCUUUAUCAUGAGUUUGCGGAAGAGGUUUUAUUUUUACUUUUUCUGUGGCAAUCAGCUGCUUUAGCCUUUGCUGGCAAUAUUAUUUGGACACUUUCAGUAGCUGAGGUGAAACUUCUAGUAGCUUAUAUAUUUUUGUAAUAAUUCACACAUGUAUUUAGAUUCAUAUUGUAUUUUUGCAGCGUUUAAACUGGAAGGAUAAACAGAUUUAUAUAGAUACACUAAUAAAUACUGAAGGAAAAGGAAAUCCUUAACUCUACUAAACUAAUAAAAUGACAGGAAACACUACACAUUAUUAGAAAAUAGAAGAAAUGCUAGUUUCUAGGGUUGGAAUGGGAGCUUUUCGGAGUCAUUCAUACAUCCAGCUUCUGUGGGGCAAAAUAAGAUUUUGAUUCAUUCUAUAUGAAGGCAGGCUUUUGUUCCACUGAGCCAACACAUAUUUGGCUGUUUUGGCAAAAUGUGAUAAAACACCUGGUGCCUUUUUUACCCGAAGAAAUAACCAGUCAAAAUGUGAAUGGAUCCCGCUUGUCAGGACGUAUCACUGCCAUCUUGGAGGUUUUCCUUCCUUCACAGUGGCCUGAAGUGUUCACUCAUAUUCCUAAGGACAUGAUUUGUGUUUCUGCAUAUGAAUAAUCUCAUAUAUUUACAUAUUUAAAACCCAUAUGUUAUGUGUAAUACCGUGAAUGGGAGAACUGUUGAGGUAAAAGAGGGGACUGUCGUGAUGCUGCUACACUGAAUGUGGUCUGUUCUGUCUGAUCUGUUCUUUACAUGUAUUUCCACCUGUCAGUCUGUCACUUUGCUAUCAAUGUUAUUCAUGUUAACUCUCAUUCUAUGCACCUAAUUGAAGUUACCAAUAAAAUAAAUGGAUUGAAAUGGCUACAAAAACAU